Actinia tenebrosa (Australian red waratah sea anemone) is the source of this 1850-nucleotide messenger RNA. RefSeq names its product katanin p60 ATPase-containing subunit A-like 1. Gene Ontology annotation, cellular component: microtubule cytoskeleton. Lineage: Eukaryota; Metazoa; Cnidaria; Anthozoa; Actiniaria; Actiniidae. Gene Ontology annotation, biological process: microtubule severing. Gene Ontology annotation, molecular function: ATP hydrolysis activity; microtubule binding; microtubule severing ATPase activity. The record is from RefSeq and is a predicted model, not a curated record.
CCUUUACUGUCAAAGUAAAAAUUCAGUUGGAAAGAGCCUUCAAAAUACUAACAUUUCACGACUAUUUCAGUUUCAUCCCACUAUUUCGGGCAAGAGGAUGAGUUUGAGUGAGAUCUGCGACAAUACCAAAAUGGGCCGUGAGUACGCCCUAUUGGGGAACUACGACACUGCCUUGGUGUACUACCAAGGGGUGGUUCAACAGAUACAGAAGGUCAUCGCCCAGAUUAAGGAUCCCGUGAGAAAACAGAGAUGGCAACAGGUUCGACAAGAAAUUGUGCAAGAAUAUGAACACGUGAAAGACAUCAGUCAAACAUUAGCCAACUUCAAAAAGGACACUGUUCAUUUUGGAGGCAURAGACAUCGCCAUGAGGAACCUACUAGAGAUCCUGAUGUCUGGCCACCACCAACACCUGUAGAGAGAGAUAACAGACCAGCCAAGCCAAUGCCACGCCCUGUGGUCAAGAAGAGUGAUGAUAAUUCUCCAGCAUAUAGGCAUGCACCCCCAAGCCGACGCCCUGAGAAGCCAAGUGAGAGAGGUGCAAGGAGAUCUGCUAACCCGAGUAACAAACCAUCAAGGGAUGGCCGAAGAGAUGCAGGUAGAGGGCAGCCAGGAAAGGGGGACAAGGAGAAAGGAAAGAAAGAAGAGAAAGCACAGGAAGGAGAUCAUGAUGAAAAGAAGUAUGAUGGUGGAGGAAUAGAUAAGGACUUGGUGGAGGCACUAGAACGAGAUAUUGUACAACGCAAUCCCAAUGUACAUUGGGGUGACAUAGCAGAUCUUGCCGAGGCAAAAAAGCUGCUGGAGGAAGCUGUCGUUCUCCCUCUCCUUAUGCCGGAGUACUUUACAGGAAUCAGACGGCCAUGGAAGGGUGUUCUUAUGGUGGGUCCUCCAGGAACUGGUAAAACAAUGCUGGCAAAAGCAGUAGCAACAGAAUGUGGAACAACCUUCUUUAAUGUCUCUUCCUCAACACUGACAUCAAAGUAUAGAGGAGAGUCAGAAAAACUUGUGCGAAUUUUGUUUGAAAUGGCACGUUUCUAUGCUCCAAGCACAAUAUUCAUCGAUGAGAUUGAUUCCAUUUGUAGUCGUCGGGGUACAGACAGUGAACAUGAAGCUAGCCGUCGUGUGAAGUCUGAACUUCUAAUUCAAAUGGAUGGUGUUGGUGGUGCAUCAGACGAUCAAGACUCUAAACUUGUCAUGGUUCUUGCAGCUACUAAUUUUCCUUGGGAUAUUGAUGAAGCCCUGCGCCGUCGACUUGAAAAAAGAAUCUACAUCCCUCUUCCUACAACGGAAGGACGGCUUGAGCUACUCAAGAUCAACCUACGUGGUGUACAAAUUUCAGAAGAUGUGUUACUGCAGGAAGUGGCAAAUAAGAUGGAUGGAUAUAGUGGUGCUGAUAUCACUAACGUUUGCAGGGAUGCAUCAAUGAUGGCAAUGCGUCGCCGUAUCAAGGGUCUCACCCCAGAACAAAUCCGUAACCUACCCAAAGAAGAGCUAGACCUUCCCGUCAACAUGGAGGACUUUGACAUGGCACUUAAGAAAGUCUCCAAAUCUGUUUCUGAUGCCGACAUCAAGAAAUACUUAGAAUGGAUGGAAGAAUUUGGCUCUACCUAAGUAAAAAUUAUUCAGUCCAGUGUCUAAGAAACUCUGAGAUUCAAAGAAUUCAUUAUUGGAUCUAUUCAUGGCUGUAAACAAUGCCGAUGGAAUAAGAGGAUUUAGUAGAUAUGAAUCAGCCAAUCAGAGCACACUAUUUGAUUACUGCACUCAUUCAUCUACUUUAUUUAGCGUGUGUGUGAAAAUUAAUAACGAACAUUGAAAAAUUAAAAUUACCAAUGAUAAGGAUAUUUCCUUGAAA